AUCCAACAUUCAGUUCAUCACAACAACAGCAACCAACAAUACACUCCACACAUCUUCACAUCGAACCAAAAGCAUAGAGAUCCAUCUUCUCUGCUCAAUCAAUUACACAACAAGAGCAUUCUAUAUUUGAGUUCAUCCUAGCGAUACCAAUACACCCAUCCCAACACUCCAAACCAACCAACACUUCAACCAAACCACCACAACAAUGCCUUCAGUAACCCAGGCCCGUCUCAUGUGGCGUAGCGUCGCCCGCGGCAUGGUAGAGCCCCACCCCUUCGCUCGCAACCCCAUCACCAUGACCCCUCACGCCUGGCGCGCCGCCGACCUCUCCAAGAAAGUCGUGAAGACAAGCACUGUCUUCUUCCCCUUCUAUGCAGGUAUCCUUGGAUGGCCAGUCGCAGCCGCCUGGUGGUUCAACGGAAACAUGUGACUCUUCCUAAUGGAAGUGCCAAGGCAGGAGAAGAGGAAGGGACCGAGCAGUAAGGAAGUCGAGGAUCUGAUAUUGAACAUGCGGUGGGAUGAUUGAAAGUUUACCUGCAUCGGCAUCAGGCUUGGAGUUUAUGGCGUUAUAAGCAUAGCAUUUUCUUUUGUCAAAUACCAAUCUUAUUAUGUUCAAACAUGC
This is a messenger RNA of Alternaria alternata, 622 nucleotides long. RefSeq lists its product as hypothetical. The record is from RefSeq and is a predicted model, not a curated record. The coding region runs from base 206 to 430 and encodes 74 amino acids. NCBI's taxonomy places the organism in Eukaryota, Fungi, Ascomycota, Dothideomycetes, Pleosporales, Pleosporaceae. The transcript has 2 exons.